Messenger RNA from Papilio machaon (common yellow swallowtail), 2870 nucleotides. It is a transcript of the gene zfh1, whose product is annotated as zinc finger protein 1. Gene Ontology annotation, biological process: regulation of transcription by RNA polymerase II; anatomical structure development. The record is from RefSeq and is a predicted model, not a curated record. Gene Ontology annotation, molecular function: RNA polymerase II cis-regulatory region sequence-specific DNA binding; DNA-binding transcription factor activity, RNA polymerase II-specific. Bases 184 to 2796 code for a protein of 870 amino acids. The transcript has 4 exons. Lineage: Eukaryota; Metazoa; Arthropoda; Insecta; Lepidoptera; Papilionidae.
GCGCUGAUCGUCGCACGUAACCGCGCGCGCGGGCCAUGGUCGCGAGAACCGAUGAGAUGUUCGGGUGCUAUGGUGACAGCUACUCGUACCGCCUGUGGAGCCUGGCCAACGUGUGGGGCGCCUGCCGACGUGAGUAGCGCGCCGGAGUGAGUGGCGCGGGAGGCGCAGUGACGUGACGUGCUGAUGAAAGUGCACAGCUCGCUUAUGGGAGUGGGCGGCUGGUGCGAGCGCCUGGCGGCCGGCUGGCUGGCCGACAUGCGGAGUAAGCAGGUCCCCACCUCGACCACCUCGGCCAGGCUCGCCGCAUUCAUCCGGCCGCUGGGAGGCGGUGAUGUGGGCGCGGGCGUGGGCUCGGGCGUGGGAGCGCGCGGUGGCGCGGAGGGCGAAGAGGAAGAGGAGGAACGCGGGAGCUCGCCACUAGGCCCCGGCGGGCCGCACCGCUGCACGCAGUGCCGUGGCGCCUACCCGUCACGCGCGCAGCUCGAGCGCCACGAGACGCUGCACGCGCCCAGCACUCAGGUGGAUACCCUGCAAUAUACCUGCAAGAUCUGCCACAAAAGCUUCCAGAACGUGUACCGGCUGCAGCGGCACAUGCUGAGCCACGACGAGAGCGCCCUACUGCGCAAGUACAAGUGCAACGACUGUGACAAGGCGUUCAAGUUCAAGCACCACCUGAAGGAGCACCUCCGCAUACAUAGCGGAGAGAAACCCUUCGAAUGCGCCAACUGCGGCAAGAAGUUCUCCCACUCCGGUUCCUACUCCAGCCACACCACCUCCAAGAAGUGCCUCGUUAUGAACCUGAAGAUGGGUAGAAUCAAACCCAACAACCCGGCGCUCAACCCCAACCGGAGCCCCGCGCGGAAGCGCGCCUCGGCGAGUGCGUUAGUCGCCUCUCACCUCAACAACAACCUGCUGCCCAACGGCGGCUCGUUCCUGCAUAUGCUGCCAAAGUACAACGACGCGACCGCCUUCUUCGCUUCGAUGUCAGCGCAAGAAAACUUUCCGCGCGCGCCCCUCCCCCAGCCGGCGCUCAAUCCCUUCUACCUGCCAGGCGGCGUGCCCCUCAGCCCUGCGGCCGGCAUUGCGCCCUACAGCUUUCCUUCAACCCUCAGCCAACUGUUCGAGCGAAUAGCCUCGACGCAGUACCAUCAGAGAAAAAUAGAGAAUGUUAUUGAUCCAAAAUUAAGCAGUCCUCUCGCGGCGAACCCCGAGGACAUGAUAGAAGAAAUCACAGAGGAAGAUGAUAAACGAUCCGAGGGCAGCGCGGAGCUCGUCAUGGAUAUAGAGGACGAGGAAUCGGUAGCUAUUAAGAGAGAAAAUGAAAGUGCGGAAAAUGAAUAUAGGCCGCGAUCCCGCGAUUCGAUUUGUGACUCCAAAAAUAUUUUAGAUAAUAGUGAACACGAUCUCACAACGUCGCCAAGAAUACGAAAAACUGAAAAUAUUUUUACGGAGAGAAUGAAGAGCGGAUCUCCUGCGGAUGGAACGUUCCUCGAGCCACCGUUUUCACCCGGGCCUACGGUAAAACAUGAGAUCGUCGACGACUUCGUAUGCUAUAAAUGUAGUCUGUCUUUUAAAGACAAAAAUGACUUAGUAGAGCACGAGAGGUUAGUGUGCGGAAAUCUCUUCAGAAAACACGAAGGUCUCGCCGCUCAAGUGGCCGAGACGGUGGCGCUCAACAGACUGGAGGCCGAGCUGCAGGCGAGCACGCGCGGCGCCGGCGCCAGCGACGACGACGACACGACAACGACGCGGGAGGAUCGCGACGACAAAAUGUCCAUACACGAUACGGAUAGAAAGAUCAGAGUGCGAACCGCGUUGAGCGAGGAGCAGCAACAAGUUUUAAAAGAAUACUAUGCGGUGAACUCUCGACCCAAUCGGGAGGAAUUUAAGAAAAUCGCUCAGCAAAUAGGUCUGGAUAACCGAGUGGUUCAGGUGUGGUUCCAGAACAACAGAGCCAGGGUGCGAAGAAUGACUCAACCGGUCGCCCACUCCGAUCAACCGCUCGACUUGUCGACCAAGAAGUCGAGUCCGUCCCUGGCGUCGAGCCCGAGCCCGUCGUCGCCGGGCAGCGCGCCCGCCACGCCCGGCACGCCCGGCACGCCCGGCACGUGCGCGCUCUCCGACUGCGAGGAGGCGGUCAACCUGAGCCAGAAGUCUUCCCGCAGCACGACGCCCCUGCGCGUGCAGCCAGGCCUCGUCGCGCCCGCCCCCGCCCCCGGCUACCCGCAUUCCAACUGCUCUUCCUCCUCCUUCUCAGAUUUUAUGGUGUCGCCCUCGCCGACAGAAAUAGUGCUCGGACACAAACGAAUCUACCCCAAGAAGAUGUCCGUAAAUCCUAUUAUACCGAUGGGCACUCUCCUGCAAUACAACGACAUGGUGCGAGUCCCCGCGCCGAGCCCGGGCUACGAGCGGCCCGAGCGCGCCGACCGCCCCGCCUGGGACGAGGCGCCGCUGUCGGCCGACUUCGACGACGACGCCGCGUUACUCAAGAAAAAAAUGAAAACCGAACUGAAAGAAGGGGAGGGACAAUUCGUGUGCAACCAGUGCGAUAAGACCUUCGUCAAGCAAAGUUCUCUGGCGCGGCACAAGUACGAGCACUCAGGUCAGCGGCCGUACAAGUGCGAGGAGUGCCCGAAGGCGUUCAAGCACAAGCACCACCUGACGGAGCACAAGCGGCUGCACACGGGCGAGAAGCCCUUUCAGUGCUGCAAGUGCCUCAAAAAGUUCUCGCACUCCGGCUCCUACAGCCAGCACAUGAACCACCGCUUCGCCAUCUGCAAGCCCUACAGGGAUUAGCUCCGCGCCCCCCGCACCCCCCGCGCCCGUCGCGCCCGUCGCGCCCCCUGCGCACGCAGCCAACGGGUGACCAA